AUGAACCAUCCCAUCUUCCUACCGUUUUAUCUUGGAUUUUUGGCUUGGCUGUGUCUCUUCUCAGUGAAGGCUGAAGAUCCAUACAAAUUUUUUACAAUGGAAGUUACAUAUGGACAAAUUAAUCCACUCGGUGUUCCGCAAAGGGGCAUACUUAUCAAUGGACGAUUCCCAGGCCCGACCAUUGACUGUGUCACCAAUGACAAUGUCAUUGUCAAUGUUAUUAAUAAGCUGGAUGAGCCCUUUCUUAUCACAUGGAAUGGUAUCAAACAGAGAAAGACCUCAUGGCAAGAUGGAGUGUUGGGAACAAACUGCCCAAUCCCUCCAAACUCAAAUUGGACAUACCAAAUGCAAAUGAAAGAUCAGAUUGGAUCCUUCUCCUACUUCCCUUCAACCCUGAUGCAUAGGGCUGCUGGUGGUUAUGGGGGGAUUAAUAUCUAUGCAAGGGCUGUGAUUUUUGUCCCAUAUCUCAAGCCAGUUGAGCAAUUCACCUUACUUGUCAGUGACUGGUGGAAAUCCGAUCACAAGGUGCUACAACAAACACUGGACUCUGGGAAACCUCUUCCUAUGGCUGAUGCUCUCCUCAUCAAUGGGCACCCUAGUUUAAAGUCUUUUACUGUUCUAGGAGGUCAAUUGUACAUGUUUAGGGUGUCAAAUGUGGCCUUGACUACUUCAAUUAAUUUUAGGAUCCAAGGACAUACAAUGACAUUGGUUGAGACAGAAGGAUCACAUACGUUGCAAGAAACGUAUGAAUCACUUGACCUUCAUGUUGGUCAAUCUGCUUCUUUCUUGGUCAGAAUGAGUGCUUCUCCAAAGGACUAUUUCAUUGUUGCUUCAACUCGUUUUACCAAGCCCAUUCUUACUGCUACUAGUAUUCUUCACUAUGAUGGCUCUAACACCAAAGCUUCUUUGCCAUUGCCUACUGCUCCCACAUAUCAUAUUCAUUGGUCAAUGAAGCAAGCAAGGACAAUCAGAUGGAAUUUGACAGCAAAUGCAGCUAGGCCCAACCCUCAAGGUUCAUAUCACUACGGGACAAUUCCAGUAACGAGAACGAUUGUGCUGGCUAAUUCAGAAGAAAAUAUCAACGGCAAGCUUAGGUAUGCUGUAAAUCAGGUGUCCUACGUUAACCCAGAAACUCCACUGAAGAUUGCUGACUUUUAUAACAUUUCUGGAGUCUUCAAAUUAAACUCAACCAAAGAUACACCCCAUUCAAUCCCUGCAACUCUUGGCACCUCUGUUCUUGGUUUCACUCUACAUGACUACGUCGAAAUCAUCUUCCAAAACAACGAGAACACCACUCAAUCAUGGCAUCUUGAUGGUUCAGAUUUUUGGCCUGUUGGGUUUGGGUCUGGCCAGUGGGACACCACAAAGAGGAGGAGAUUUUACAAUCUGAAUGAUGCUACCACAAGACAUACCGUGCAGGUAUAUCCAAAAUCAUGGAGUGCAAUAUUAGUUUCUUUGGACAACAAGGGUAUGUGGAAUCUGAGGUCUGCAAUCUGGCCAAGGCAAUACCUUGGACAGCAGUUGUAUAUUAAAGUUUGGAAUGAUGAACAGAGUUAUCGCACUGAAUAUGGCAUCCCAGAUAAUGCAUUAAGGUGUGGACAGGCACCAUUGAAGUAGAAAAUUAAGCUUCAAACAUUGUUUUGGAUCUUAAUCUGGUUACGAGGGUGUAACUGGGAGGGAAUAGACCAAAACAAUUAUCAUUUGUGUUUUAAUUUAAUACAAGUGAUUUUUCUCGUGGUUUAACAUAUUUAUUCUGUAAGUUCAGUUUAUAUAUCCGACAAAAAUAAAAUAGAUGUGUAUACGGAUAAUCCAUUCU
Molecule: messenger RNA, 1816 nt
Organism: Cynara cardunculus var. scolymus (artichoke)
Lineage: Eukaryota; Viridiplantae; Streptophyta; Magnoliopsida; Asterales; Asteraceae
Product: L-ascorbate oxidase homolog
Exons: 8
Coding region: 1-1617 (538 amino acids)
Molecular function (GO): oxidoreductase activity; copper ion binding
Source: RefSeq, a predicted model, not a curated record